CGCACUUAUCUGUGCGACUGACGUCACUGACAAGCGCCAGGCGGCACGCUGGCCAAGCUUUCGGCGGGCUUCCGGGAGACCAAAAUGUCUAUGGCUAGUGAUUUCUACCUGCGCUACUACGUAGGGCACAAGGGCAAGUUUGGACACGAGUUUCUAGAGUUCGAGUUUCGGCCGGACGGAAAGCUUAGAUAUGCCAACAAUAGCAAUUACAAAAAUGAUGUCAUGAUCAGGAAAGAGGCAUAUGUACAUAAGAGUGUAAUGGAAGAACUGAAGAGAAUUAUUGAUGACAGUGAAAUUACAAAAGAAGAUGAUGCCCUGUGGCCUCCCCCUGACAGGGUUGGACGACAGGAACUUGAAAUUGUAAUUGGAGAUGAACACAUUUCUUUUACCACAUCAAAAAUAGGUUCUCUUAUUGAUGUAAAUCAGUCAAAGGAUCCAGAACUGAAAAGGCCUACUUAUUCCUCAUUUUUGGUUCUGUUGCCUCAUCUGCAUCACUACAUGGCACAAAUACAGAAGUCAUCAUAUGGCAAGGUUUUUAAUGUGAAACACACUUCUCUUCUAAUUCUAAAGAUGAGCAAUCAGGAGGUGACUUAUUCAACCCUGAGAUUUCUUCAGUCUCCUUCAGAAUCACCGAGUAGAUCAAGGAGUGAUUCUACUCAGAGUCCUAGAAAAGCUGUUGACAAAGGGUUUUCUGUGCCCUGGAACUUUAUUGCAAUGACUCUUGGAAUUUUCUGUUUACUUUUGUUGAUGACAGUCAUAGUGUUGGUGAUCAAGAUUUUUCAGUGUGUUCAAGAAAAACAUGACCAGCAGGAAAUUCUAAGAAACUUCAGCAAAGAGUGCAACAUUACGAAAAAUGACUACUACUUAAAGGAACAAGUUUGGAUAAAUAAGUCUUUAGAAUAUGAUAGUCUCAAAAAUAAAACCCUUCAUUUGGAAUCAAAUCAUGAGAACAAAUGUCGUAAGAAAAUUGAGAUCUAUUCAGAAUUUUUGCAAAAUAAAGGUUUGAUCUGUGAAGGCCACUGGUCCUGUUAUGGAGUAAAAUGUUAUCAUUUUACCAAGAACCAAGAAAAAUGGGAGGGAUGUAAGAAAACUUGCCAAGACAAUGGAUUAUCCCUUUUGAAGAUAAAUGAUAAAGAUGAACAGGCCUUCCUUAGAAAACAGACUUGUAAAAAUAAUUACUGGAUUGGAUUAUCAUAUGAUGAAUGUGAAGGGAAAUGGAAAUGGGUUGACAAUGACACAUCUUCUGGAAUCUGCAGUGGAAACUAUUUGAGGUCUGAGAUGAAGAUGGUGGCUUCCUCAAGAAAAAAAUUGCUUUAGUUGGAUGUUUGGCAGCACUGAAUCUGGUCCACUUUUCACUUGGGAUGGGCAAGUAUUGGAGCUCUGAGUUGUAAACCUGCAAAAAAUGACCUCUAAUCACCUUGACAUACUUGUAUUUUCCAAGGACACUGUUAGAUAAAUUACUCUGGAGGUCAUAAAACAGAAAGACUCACUGGCCAAAUUAAGAUGCUCAGAUCAGAUGGUAAAUCAAAUCCACCUAGAACCCAUAGCACAAUGCAAAGGGAAAGAUAUAGGUAGGCUGUCAUAGAUACAGUAAGGUACAAGAUGGGGAGAGGGCCAUCUGAAACCUGGGUCAAGCAAUCUUUUUAUGCCCUGAUGCUCUCUGCAGCAGAAUCCUUCCCUGAUGAUAGUGUGGGUUAUAGGGCCAGAUUUGAGGUUUGAGUUAUGAGGGCUGAAAAGAGAAAAACUAUUGUGGUCAGCACACAUAUUUUCUUUACUGGGGAGUCACAGUAGCAUAUAAGCCUGGCUACAACUUCACCUCUCCAAUUAACCUUAUGAGCAGUUUUAUGAGUUUAAUUUGUGUUAAUUGGGCAGGGGCUAGAAUGCAUGUCACCAAUGGGAGAUGGAAUGACCUUGU
Molecule: messenger RNA, 1915 nt
Organism: Ictidomys tridecemlineatus (thirteen-lined ground squirrel)
Lineage: Eukaryota; Metazoa; Chordata; Mammalia; Rodentia; Sciuridae
Source: RefSeq, a predicted model, not a curated record